Lactuca sativa (garden lettuce) is the source of this 702-nucleotide messenger RNA. RefSeq lists its product as uncharacterized. The record is from RefSeq and is a predicted model, not a curated record. Lineage: Eukaryota; Viridiplantae; Streptophyta; Magnoliopsida; Asterales; Asteraceae.
AUGCAGCUCGUACAAGAGCGGUCGUCAAUCGUGAUCGCCAAGCCGCACACGACUUAUUGGUACGUUAAUUGUCUUUAUAAUGACGACUCCGUCGAACGUCGUUUCCGUUUGAAUAAGGCUAUAUUUUUACGUAUUAGUAAUGCUUUAGAAUCUCGUUAUGCUUUUUUCAAACAAAAACCCGACGCUAGAGGAAGAAUGUGUUUUAGUAGUAUACAAAAAUGUGCGGCUGCUCUUAGGUAUUUGGGAUACGGUAUAACAUUUGAUGCAUGUGACGAAUACUUGAAAGUAUCCGAGAGGACCGCAGUUGAAUGUGUAGAUUGGUUUUCUGCAUGUGUUUAUGAGGUUUUUCACGAAGAAUAUUUGCGCAAACCUACUCAACGUGAUAUUGAGAGAUUAUAUGCGACUCAUGAAGAGAGGCAUGGAUUACCAGUGGUGGGGUCUAACAACGACCUUAAUGUUCUUGGCCAGUCUCCAGUUUUCAACGAUAUUUUGACCGACAAAGCACUUGAUAUAACGUUCACGGUGAACGGGCUCGCGUACAAAUACGGUUACUACCUUGGUGAUAGGAUAUACCCGAAUUAUUCUACAUUGAUGAAGACAUACUCGGUUCCUCAAAGUGAAAAGGCAAAGUUUUUUACAAAAAAACAGGAAUCGGCGAUAAAGGAUAUUGAGAGAGCAUUUGGAGUCCUUAAGCAGACAUGA